Molecule: messenger RNA, 904 nt
Organism: Malaya genurostris
Lineage: Eukaryota; Metazoa; Arthropoda; Insecta; Diptera; Culicidae
Exons: 2
Coding region: 128-481 (117 amino acids)
Source: RefSeq, a predicted model, not a curated record
UUCACAUGGCGUUGGAGAAGGUAUUAUCAAAUGUAUCGACGAAGAUGGAAAUGUACUGGAAGUAAAGUUGACAGAAGUUCUUUAUUUACCGACAUUAGAUAGUGGUUUGAUUUCGGUACGAAAACUGAUGGAAAAAGGUUUUCGAGUGAAUUUCGUUGGGUCACGAUGUUUUGUAGCGAGUGCAGCUGGUAAAACGAUUGCAUUGGGAGAAAUGAACGGAAAAUUGUUUGUGCUGAAAACAGCUGAAUACGCAAAAAUCUGCAAUGAUAUGCAGCAUCUGCCACUCUGUCAACACGCGUGGCACCGGCGCUUUGGUCACCGAGAGCCAAGUGUUCUAGAUAAACUGAAACCAGAUAAUCUCAGUGUUGGUUUCAAAAUGGAAGAUUGCGGAAUGCGACAGAUUUGCGAAAAUUGUCUGAAAGCAAGGGUUUCGGACGAUCGAAAACACGACUGUACUCAACGAUUAUCAAGAAGGAAGUAAGUAUAUUCUUUUUUUUCAUUUCGCUUAAUCCUAUUCUUUUGUUUCUACAAUUGGCAGCACUGUAGGUUGACAAAUAUAUCGACCAUGUAUUAAUAUUGUGUAGGUAUACACAUCAGCUCUUCCCUUAUUAGAGUUUUGCUUAUAAUAUUUACAUUAUAUUUUUAAAUAUUUACAUUACAUAUUAUAAUUUUAUUGUUCUAAUAAACAAGUUCAGAAUGGACUUAUUCAUCCAAAAUAAUUCAUCAAUGUUUUAGAAAUGAAUAUAAAUAUCCGAAAUUCAUGUUCAGAAUGGACUAAUGUCCGAAAUAGUUGGUGUUACUAAAUUUAUCAAUCAAAGAAAUAAUCAGGAUCAUCUUUCCGCUUUCGAGGGCGCUUUGAGCGUCUUAAAUAGCCUCCCGGCAAGUUCGCCGUUGAAGCUUUCCU